AUGAAAGAUCCCGAUAACAGUGGUUACAUUUCCCCUAAUAAUCCUCAUGCAAUCAACAAUAUCCUUGUGGACGAUCUUGGCCGGGAAGAAAUCCUCCUACUCGUUACCGAUUCAGGAAAUGUCUGUGGCUACCGAACUGAGGCCAUUUUCUCGGCCAUAAAGCGGGCUGCAGAGAACGGAGAAAAUCGGCCAGUUGACAGCUCCCAGGUGGACCCUUUCUUUGUCGAGUCCGUGGAUGCCAGUGCAUGGGGCCUGGCGAUUCACAAGUUCGCUCGUCUAAUUGCUGUGAGCGCGAAUACGGGGCUCGUUACUGUUUUCGCAUUUGCGCUUGUUAGUUCCGCAUCUACAGGAAGCAGUGACUCCGGUCAGCGACUGGAGGAAGCCGAUGACUUGUGUGACUACGGCCAGACUUGGCUACAUAUAACAACGAGCGAGCAGUUCGUGCAGCUACGACAUGUGAUGCCAGAGAAGCAUCGCACGCGUAACAUAAAACUAACUUACACGGGUCACUAUGCAAACAUACCCUCGGUUUCUUUCCUAAAUUGCGAUCUUGACCCCAAUGGCACAUGGAUGGUUAGCACUGAUAUCGACAAUAAGCUUCUGGUCUGGAAGGUUUGGGAGAGUCUUGGUCCGUUCAAUGUGUAUCAUUUCAACGACAUUGGCUUCAGAUCUUUCCAUGACACUCUGCGUACUGAUGAGCGUGGCUGGUCUGUUAUUGCGCUUGACCCGCGCUCCUUUCACCUACUCAAGUCCACCGAGGAGGCAUGUGGUGGUAGGCCUCAGCGUCGAGUAAAGGACAGCCAACCGAUAUUCGACCUUACAAAACUAAGCAGUCGAGUGCCGAAUGCUUCACGACUAUAUAACUAUUUCCCUCCUGCAGUGAAAGUUGAGCCGGAACGGCUAAUCUUACCAGACAUUUUUGGGGCAGAUUGUCUGAUUAACAAGGAAAGUGGUGCCCUACAGGAUAUAGGCUGCUCCGCAUCCUCAGAAUCCGGCGGUAGCACAGAAUCCAACAAAUUCCACACAGCGGCCGGUAGCCUGCGCCCUUCAGACUCAGCUGAUGCAUUUAGUCAUCGUGCGGUUGAUGGCUCUGUCUAUGAGGAAACCAUGAGCCAAGACAGUUCUUCUCAUGGAGACGAGGACUUGGAGCUGCAACAAUCAUCCAGUCAAGAGACAGGGCAGCACAAUGAAUCAGACCAACAUACCGGCAAUUUGUCUCUUCAAAGACGCCGAGGCCCUUUGACUACACCAGAGUUCCUUCAAUUUGCGCUUCUAGAAGCUCUUGGAGGUGAUAUUCCCGGUGCCGAAGAGCUCCUGGACGAUUAUUCAGGCAUAGUGGAGGAUAACCUUUCUGAUGACCAAGAGAUGGAAGAUGAAGAGCCAUCAGUAGAAGGAGCAGUCGCAUAUCAGGUCUUUGAUCGUAUGUCACGUAAUGCCUUCCCUGAUGAUGAUGCUGGAUUGCAUGGGCGGAUGGAGGCGCUAACAGGUCUUCCACCGACUCCAGCUCCAGCUAAUUCGAACUUUCCCAUCCUCCACUUCUCCCAAACGGACAUUCGACUCAUUGCUCAUCCAUUUGCCCCCCACGCAAGCGUUGUCUGCGGAGCACCACUUCGACAGCCAUUCACUCACCCUAUCGUAUCAAUCCGAGCCUGCGAUCGCUUCAACAUGGUCAAAUACAUUCCUGAGCACGGUAUCGUUGUGGCUGCCUCUCAGAAAGGCCGUGCAGCGGUGAUUGCUCUGACCGAAUCCGAAAGCGCCGGCCUCACAUUCCGAGUGGACUGGAUAGUCCCAUUCGAGAGCCAGGAAAAGUACGGCGACCGUCCUCUCACCCCUCUGUUAGGCAUGGCUGUGAGUCCAAUCCAGGGGUUCGAGAUGCCACCCGACGUGCCAUUUAUUCCACGCGACCUAAGCGACAAUGACUUGACAUUUCGCUAUCAACACAUAUUGGACGACGAAGCGGACAAUAUCUCUUUCGCAGGGAGGUCGGCCGAUCGCUCGUUUAGCGACAUACGCACUCCGCCCGAUCUUCUUGGCCCCAGUAAACGUCAGACAUCGACACAUGUGUUUAACACCAACGAUGAAUCGGUAGAGGAACACAAGCAUCAGAGUUCCCCUACUGUGCCAGAGUGUCACGCUAGGGCAACACGCACUUAUCAACCAGAGGAGCACUGGCGUGGAUGGAGCCCAUCUCGACGCUAUCGUUUGCUCCUAAUGUAUGCAGAUCAUACAGUAAUGAGUUACGAGUUUUGGUAUAAUUGGAACACUGCGAGCACGGAAGAUAGUGAAAACGACGAAGACGAAUUCCUUAUUGUUUAG
Molecule: messenger RNA, 2316 nt
Organism: Aspergillus tanneri
Lineage: Eukaryota; Fungi; Ascomycota; Eurotiomycetes; Eurotiales; Aspergillaceae
Exons: 2
Coding region: 1-2316 (771 amino acids)
Source: RefSeq, a predicted model, not a curated record